Messenger RNA from Salarias fasciatus (jewelled blenny), 3158 nucleotides. It is a transcript of the gene senp3b, whose product is annotated as SUMO specific peptidase 3b. Lineage: Eukaryota; Metazoa; Chordata; Actinopteri; Blenniiformes; Blenniidae. Gene Ontology annotation, cellular component: nucleus. The transcript is spliced from 12 exons. The record is from RefSeq and is a predicted model, not a curated record. Gene Ontology annotation, biological process: protein desumoylation; proteolysis. Gene Ontology annotation, molecular function: deSUMOylase activity. Bases 194 to 1894 code for a protein of 566 amino acids.
AACACGGGGCGGACCGUAGAAGAAGAAGAGGAGGAGCUGCUUCAUUGAAUGAGCUUUAGCUCCACUUAGCUUCUGUUUUGGUGCGUUAAGAAUACAAAAAGAGCUCCGUUUGCUGUGCAGCUGGACACAAAUUCACAUUAAUCUGCGGGUUAAGGGUGCCGAGCUGGCGCAGGUUGUGGGUUGUUCGUGGAUAAUGCGAGACAGUGGCGGGAGCCUGGCCCAGAACCGCUGGCAGGGAGACCUGGGUCUGACCGCUGUGGGCCAGGACGACGCCGGAGGAGGUGGGAUUCCCGGGGACCACCUCAUCGUGCCGGUGUCGGGCCACAGCGUGUCCAGCCCCAUGCACCUCCGGCUCGGCCAGAAAGAGAAGGCGUGGACCGGAGAGUAUGUGGAGGACGACGAAGAGGAGGAGGAGGAGGAGGAGGACGGGAUGGGAGGGAUCGAAGCUAUAGCUGAUGAUGAAGAUGAAGAAGAGGAGGAAGUAAACAACCUGCAUGGAGGAGCAGCGGGUGAGUUUGAGAGCAAAGGCUGGGCUCACCCUGACGAGGAGGAGGAGGAGGAGGAGGAACUGGAGGAGGACGGAGAGCAGGGGGAGAUGGAUUGGGAGAUUCCGGAGUUCCCCUCGCCGUGCGCCCAGCACCCCCCCUCGCAGCAGCAGCAGCUGGACGACCCGCAGCAGAGGGCGGCGAGGGCCGCCGAGGCGGACCUGGCGUCCCGGGCCGAGGCCGGGGACCGGUUCGACUCCCCCCUGGGCGGGUACCGCGCCCUGCGGCGGCGGCGGCGCCUGCAGCGGGUCCGGCCCCCCGCCGGCCUGGGCUCCCGGCUCACCCGGCACUGGAGGAGCUGGCGCCAGCGCGCCCGCUGGAUGUGCUCGCUGGGGAACCGGUGGAGCCGGAGAGGACAGAGGUGCAGCCUGUACGGCAAGCAGAGGAGGACGAGACGGCAUCAGCAGUCGCCCUACUCCGAGGAGGACGACGCCCACGAGGAGCCCUUCCGUCUGUCUGACAGAGAUAAGCAGAUGAAUGGCUCGUCCUCGGAGAAGCAGGAGCACAGGGAGAGGCGGGACCUGGACGUCAAACCCGUGGAGCUGUCCCUGACGGAGGAACACACCAGUUGUGUGAGCGGUAUUCUGGAGGAGUCCCUGCAGCAGUAUGGCAGUCUGAUCCCCGUCCAUGUCGACGACAUCGUGGAGAGGCUUCAGGACAUGUUCAGCGAGAACUUCUCACAACCACACAGGAAAGCCAUGAUCCAGCAUCUAAUACAGUCCUUCCAGCGCUCGUCGGGCUCGGCCAUGGCCAAGACCUUCAGAGUCAACUACAAACGCCACGUCCUGACCAUGGACGACCUGGGGACCCUGUACGGACAGAACUGGCUCAACGACCAGAUCAUGAACAUGUACGGAGACCUGGUCAUGGACUCGGUGCCAGACAAGGUCCACUUCUUCAACAGCUUCUUCUACGACAAGCUGCGGACGAAAGGCUACGACGGAGUCAAGCGGUGGACCAAGAAUGUGGACAUCUUCCAGAAGGACCUGCUGUUGAUCCCCAUCCACCUGGAGGUCCACUGGUCCCUGGUCAGCGUGGACAUCCGCGGCAGAGCCAUCACGUACUUCGACUCUCAGCGGACGCUCAACAGGAGAUGCCCCAAGCACAUUUUCAAGUAUCUUCAAGCUGAAGCCAUCAAGAAGGAGCAGCGGGACUUCCUGACGGGCUGGAAAGGCUUUUUCAAAAUGAAUGUAGGUCGCCAGAACAACGACAGCGACUGUGGAGCGUUCGUGCUGCAGUACUGCAAGUGUCUGGCUCUGGGCCAGCCGUUCGGCUUCGGCCAGCAGGACAUGCCCCGCCUCCGCAGGCAAAUGUACAAGGAACUGUGUCACUGCAAGCUCAGUCUGUGACUCCCUGGACCCGGAACCGGACCCGGACCUGGACCCACCUCCAGACCCACCUCCCACCCCCGUGUCCAGCCCCGCCUCCAGCGGGACAUGCCCCGCCCCCAGCGAGACGUGCCCCGCCUCGGAAGUGAACGUCCAAGAACCUGUCUCUGCAGGCUCCCCACAGCCCGGAGCGGUCCUGUUCCCGGUCCCUGUCCUGUCCCCAGUCCCCGUUUCCGGUCCCAUGUAGAGCCCCUUCCUUAUCCCCAUCUCCACCACCCGCCCCCCCCGGUCCCUGUCCCCAGUCCCCGUCCCUGGUCCUCAGCCCCGCCUCCCCCUGAAGCACCAGAGGGACAAUGAAAAGAAGCCGAGGACAAGGGGAGCCAACGAUUGACUGGAAAAAACCGAGAGACGGCGUUUCUCUGCCAACGUCCAGCCGAGUAUCUACUGUAUGUGAUGUUAUUGUUUGACUCUGUGUCCUCCGUCUUCGCUUCCCUCGCCACCUUUUUCAAAGCCGAUUUCAUUUCCGCGUCACGGUUAUUCCUUUGUGGUUGACAGAGGCCAAGACUACGUAGCUUCCUUUCUGGAACAGUCCAGCCGGCUGUAGUCCACUAGAGUCUCAGACUGGAGCAUGAAGUCCGGUCCAGAGGGACGAGUCCGGCUCUGAUCGGUCCUGACUGUGAAGACAGGGUACCGGCCUGUUGGGACGCCGAGCCGGAGCCCGGAGCGCCGCCCCGUCCCUCCGACUGUCGUUUGUCUCGUCACCGUUUUCUACUGACUUUUCCAGAACAUCUGUGGAAGAGAGCGGGGACUGGUCCCCUGCCAGGUCUCUCUGGAGGCUCACUCCAGUCCACGUGGACGUCCGGCGUCCCGGCCGCCGCCCGGCAAGGCCGAUCUUUACAUUGCAUUUAUCUUUUUCUGUGUUUUCUCGCUGUCAGUAAACGUGGUGAUAUGCUUCUUGCUUUAAAUAAAAUGGUGUUCAGAGGACGACACGUUUGAAGAAAAGAUGUUCUGGUUAGUAUUUCUUUGAAAAAGCCAUUUUCGGUGAGGACCACAACAGCUACAGAACAGGCGCAGUAUUUCCACCGCGGAGUUACAGUGCUCUCCUCCUCUUCUUUUUAUAAUAAGACGAACUUGUGGAUAGCUGUGUGUUUUUAUUUCAGCAUUUUUUUGUUUUUGGUUUUUUUGUUUUUCAAACUGAAGUUGAUGCAACAGAGUUGACCGUUUUAUAUCUUCUGCAAUGCGUUAUGGUUGCUAAAAAUAAAAAUAUGUGGCAAACAGCAGUGUG